CAGAGGUUAUAUUAAUGAGAGUAGCAAUAUGGCGGAAUUGUUUUAGCUAAGUACAGUUGACAUGUCUCAUGGACACAGUCAUGGUGGCGGCUGUUCUUGUGGAGCGGAGCACACAGAAUCUCCAGAGCGGGGAAUUGAAUAUGGUUUAUACCAGAAGAUCGACAUGGAUAAGCUGCAGUGUUUAAAUGAAAACCAAGAAGGCAGUGGAAGAACGGUGUUCCGAGCAUGGGAAGAGAGAUGUGACAGAAGCCUGUUUGUAGAAAGCGACGCUGAUGAGGAAUUGCUGUUUAACAUCACUUUCACUGGAAAUGUGAAGUUGAAAGGGAUCAUCUUGAUUGGGGAUGACAGUGAUAUGCACCCUGCAGAAAUGAGACUGUUUAAGAACAUACCCCAGAUGAGUUUUGAUGAUACUGGUCGUGAAGCUGAUCAGGUCUUUAGUCUAAAUACUGACCUUACUGGAGAGCUGGAGUAUCCCACAAACUCGCUUUUCAAACGUGACACAUCUCUCAAUCCAUAUUUCCAAGAACUUUGGAGCAGAGAAAACAAAGAUUUAUUACAUUGGUUUAAAGGGUGAAUGGACAGAGGCACAUCGACACGAAGUGACAAUCUGCAAUUACGAAUUAUCCGCAAAUCCAUCGGAUCACAAAGCUAAACAGAUUACACCGGAGACUCACUUCAUCUCUUAAACAGUGGUGUUUCAGACAAUACAUGUUAAUAAAUGGUGUUUUGUGUGUUA
Molecule: messenger RNA, 736 nt
Organism: Bombina bombina (fire-bellied toad)
Lineage: Eukaryota; Metazoa; Chordata; Amphibia; Anura; Bombinatoridae
Gene: PITHD1
Product: PITH domain containing 1
Exons: 6
Coding region: 62-574 (170 amino acids)
Cellular component (GO): nucleus
Source: RefSeq, a predicted model, not a curated record